CCCAGAACUUUUCAAGGCAGGACCAUCACUCAGAAUUCACUCUACCCAGUUGCAUCUCGGAGCAAAGCAGAAUAGCAGACAAACGCCUUCGACUAGACCGCAACCAUGGCCUCUCUUAACAAGAUCGCUGCUAACAGCCCUUCGCGGCAAAACCCGUCGGAGCUCGAGACCAGCAUCGCUGGCGCUCUGUACGAUCUCGAGACCAACACCACCGAUCUCAAGGUCGCUCUCCGACCUCUGCAGUUUGUCUCGGCCCGUGAGCUCGAAGUUGGCCACGGCAAGAAGGCAAUUGUCAUCUUUGUCCCCGUUCCUUCCCUGCAGGGCUUCCACCGCGUCCAGCAGCGCCUGACCCGUGAGCUCGAGAAGAAGUUCUCCGACCGCCACGUCCUGAUCCUCGCCUCGCGCCGCAUCCUACCGCGCCCCAAGCGAUCCGCCCGCUCGCGCAACACCCAGAAGCAACAGCGCCCCCGCUCGCGCACUCUGACUGCCGUCCACGAUGCCAUCCUGUCUGAUCUCGUCUACCCCGUCGAGAUUGUUGGCAAGCGCACCCGCACCAAGGAGGAUGGUAGCAAGCUCCUCAAGGUCGUUCUGGACGAGAAGGAGCGUGGUGGUGUCGACUACAGACUCGACACCUACUCCGAGGUCUACCGCCGCCUCACUGGCCGUGGUGUCACCUUCGAGUUCCCCCAGACUGGUGCUACCGAUUACUAGGGUUAGGCGGAAGUUAUCUGGUUCGAUGGUUGACUGGAUCUCGACGUAAAUGAAUGGGCUCUGCUGAAGAGGAUUGGUUUCGCCCUGCAUUUGGCGUCUAUGAUAAUGCUAUCAUAGCAUAAAUGGAACAAAUUUUUCUUGGUGGACAAUACCUCACAAAAAGGCAUGGCGUCUAGGUAGCUUGACAUUCCACGUGGUUAAUGACAAGCCCGGUUCUUUGAUGAAUUUUUACAAACUGCUUCUAUAGUCUGAAGGCCUUGUGUGUGUGUGUGUUGAUGAAACCCUCGAAACAAUUUAUUCUAUAGACUCAAAAUCAGACACCCGACUCAUGCUCCCU
Messenger RNA from Pseudomassariella vexata, 1048 nucleotides. RefSeq names its product 40S ribosomal protein S7. Lineage: Eukaryota; Fungi; Ascomycota; Sordariomycetes; Amphisphaeriales; Pseudomassariaceae. The coding region runs from base 106 to 711 and encodes 201 amino acids. Gene Ontology annotation, molecular function: structural constituent of ribosome. Gene Ontology annotation, cellular component: 90S preribosome; ribosome; small-subunit processome. The record is from RefSeq and is a predicted model, not a curated record. The transcript has 3 exons. Gene Ontology annotation, biological process: translation; ribosomal small subunit biogenesis; rRNA processing.